Molecule: messenger RNA, 1841 nt
Organism: Ziziphus jujuba (common jujube)
Lineage: Eukaryota; Viridiplantae; Streptophyta; Magnoliopsida; Rosales; Rhamnaceae
Product: actin-related protein 4
Exons: 22
Coding region: 52-1569 (505 amino acids)
Biological process (GO): regulation of transcription by RNA polymerase II
Cellular component (GO): SWI/SNF complex; NuA4 histone acetyltransferase complex
Molecular function (GO): chromatin binding
Source: RefSeq, a predicted model, not a curated record
CAGAGCGUCGAAUCUGGGUUUUUCUAAAGACUUUUUUUUUUUGGGAUUUGAAUGCCACUAUUUUCGUGGGUUUCGAUUCAAAUUUUUAAUGGGGUUGUAAAUUUACAAUUUAUUUUUCUUUUUGUACAAUUUUUUUUAGAAGUACAGUCUCAGCUCCUACACAUCAGUCUCUGUUUGCUGUGCUUCUUCAACACCCGCGCUAUAUAUCAGGAAGCUUCAAUUAUGUACGGAGGAGAUGAGGUAUCAGCUAUAGUAAUUGAUCUGGGCUCGCACACUUGCAAAGCCGGUUAUGCUGGUGAAGAUGCACCCAAGGCUGUGUUUCCAUCUGUGGUUGGAUCAAUUGAUCAAAUGGAAGUUGAUGACCCUGCAAAUGCUGAAAAGAACUCUGGAUCUGCUGGAGAGUCAAAAAACAAUUCUAACAAUUCUAAAACUCUUGAUUCUGACAAAGCCAAGGGUAGAAGGAAGUUAUAUGUUGGAUCUCAAGCCUUAGGAUUUCGCCGGGAUCAUAUGGAGGUUCUGUCACCCUUAAAGGAUGGAGUUGUUGCUGACUGGGAUCUUGUUGACAGCAUAUGGGAUCAUGCUUUCAGGGAGUGCCUGUUGAUUGAUCCGAAGGAGCAUCCCAUGCUACUUGCAGAACCAUCUUCUAACACUCAGCAACAAAGAGAAAGGACAGCAGAGCUUAUGUUUGAGAAGUACAAAGUUCCUGCCUUAUUUUUGGCUAAGAAUGCUGUACUCACUUCUUUCGCUUCAGGCCGUGCUACUUCGUUGGUUGUUGAUAGUGGAGGAGGAUCCACAACAGUUGCUCCAGUUCAUGAUGGCUAUGUCCUUCAAAAGGCUGUAGCAUCUUCUCCUAUUGGAGGAGACUUUCUCACUGAUUGCUUGACAAAAAGUCUGGAAAGCAAAGGUAUCACGAUUAAACCCAGAUAUUCUUUCAAGAGAAAGGAAAUACGACCUGGAGAGUUUCAGACUGUAGACCUUGAUUUUCCAAAUACAACAGAAAGCUACAAACUCUAUUCACAGAGGGUUAUAGCCAAUGAUAUUAAGGAAUGUGUGUGCCGGGCGCCGGAUACUCCAUACGAUGAAAGUGCAUAUUCAAAUAUUCCAAUGACCCCAUAUGAGCUUCCUGAUGGCCAGACAAUUGAAAUCGGAGCUGACAGAUUCAAGAUUCCUGACAUUCUGUUUAACCCACCCCUAGCUCAGACAAUUCCUGGUACGGAGAGUUUUGCAGAGAUUGCUUCUUCUGUUCGUGGAUUGCCACAAAUGGUUAUAGAGAGUAUUAAUAAGUGCGAUGUUGACAUUCGUAGAGAACUUUUUAGUAGUAUACUGCUUGCUGGUGGCACAGCAUCGAUGCAACAGUUAAAGGAACGCCUUGAGAAAGACUUGCUAGAGGAGUCUCCUCAAGCUGCUAGAGUUAAAGUAUUGGCAAGUGGAAAUGCAACAGAAAGGCGAUUCAGUGUCUGGAUAGGUGGGAGUAUAUUGGCUUCUCUUGGUUCAUUCCAACAAAUGUGGUUCUCAAAGUCUGAGUAUGAAGAGCACGGUGCUUCUUACAUUCAGAGAAAAUGCCCUUAACAUGGGCAUUCUUUAUGAACAACUAUCAAAGUCGAAAAGGUGUGAACUUUCAAGAUUGUUAUAUCUGAACCUUCCCCGGGUCCUGUAAAAGCUUUGAAAUGCUGUGUUUAGUUAGUAUACUCGGAUGAGAAUGGUCUUAUUUGUACCAUUCCAUUUGUCUAUUUGUUUUGAAAUUAUACUGAUUCAAUAUCUUAAUUUGGCAAACUUUUCGCCACUGUAGUGUAGUUAAUUAAACGAGUACUCUCAAUAUUCAAAACUGAUACUCUACUCUA